Molecule: messenger RNA, 1230 nt
Organism: Adineta steineri
Lineage: Eukaryota; Metazoa; Rotifera; Eurotatoria; Adinetida; Adinetidae
Source: the annotation of a GenBank genome assembly
AUGACAGAUAUUUUUGAUGUCGAAUAUCCAUUAAUAGACCCCACAACUAAUCUUUCUCCUGAUGAUAAUAAUAAUAAUGAUGACGGUAACAUUAAUAGACCUUUUGCUAAAACAAAAAAACGAAUUCUUAUUGGUUGUCUCAUUGGAUUUUCAGUAAUAAUUUUAUUAAUAAUUUCAAUCGGAAUAGUUCUAUCGAGAAAAUUAUCUACAAUAUCUAACACGACCACAACCAUAACUGUACUGGACCAAUCAUCAAUAACAACAACAGAAACAAUUACUUCUUCACCAAAAUCCUGUCCUAUUCCAUCUGAAAAUGCAACAUGGAAUAAAUCAGAUGUAGUGUUUAUUAAUCAAAUUGGUCGAUGUUUUCCAGGUGAAGAUGAAUUAUGUAAUCCAACGGAUUUAUUUAUUGAUGAUAUUCACAAUACUCUGUAUAUUGCCGAUACGGGUAAUAAUAGAAUACAAAAAUAUUUAUUAACUGAAAUCAAUCAUUCGAAAGUAAGUUCUACUGGUAUUACUGCGGCUAGUAAAGAUCUUAUUUUACCACAAUCUAUUUUUGUUAAUAUUCAUACAGAAGAUAUGUAUAUUUUGGAUUUUGAUCAAAUAGAAAAUUUUCAGUUAGGAAAUUCAGCCUCCUAUCGAGUUCAUUUAUGGAAGAAAAAUGUAAAAAUUGGAAGAAUUUUAUUUAGCCAAGCAGCUGAUCAUUCACUCGGAGUAUAUUAUCAUCAUAUUACAUUGGAUAAAGAAAUGAAUAUAUACGUUGGAACAAGAUAUUUUAUUGAAAAAUGGUUGUCAUUGGCAAAUUACACAGAAAAAAUUAUUGUUGCUGGAAACAGUCAAUUUAAUUCACAACAAUCAACUGGUUUAUUUUGGCUAUCAACAUUUUUUGUUACUAAUGAUUUGACAAUAUAUAUAGCUGAUUGGAAAAAUAGACGUAUUCAACAGUGGAAAGUUAAUGCAACAGAAGGUACAACAGUCAUAGGAAAUUUAACGGAUGUCACAGGAAUUACAAUGGAUUGUAAUGGAUAUCUUUAUUUUGCUAAGACAUACCCAAACUUAAUUUUUCAAUUAAAUUUGGUGACGAAUGAGACUCGAAUUAUUGUUCAUUUUGAAGAUGAUUUAAAAAGACAUGAAUUUCAUUCACUAAAUGUAAUUCAAAUUGAUAAAUUUGGUAAUCUAUUCUUUAUAGAUGGUGGGAGAGUACAGAAAUUUUGUAUUGUACAGAAAUAA